Molecule: messenger RNA, 7159 nt
Organism: Trichosurus vulpecula (common brushtail)
Lineage: Eukaryota; Metazoa; Chordata; Mammalia; Diprotodontia; Phalangeridae
Gene: EEA1
Product: early endosome antigen 1
Exons: 29
Coding region: 141-4361 (1406 amino acids)
Biological process (GO): endocytosis
Cellular component (GO): early endosome
Molecular function (GO): 1-phosphatidylinositol binding; metal ion binding
Source: RefSeq, a predicted model, not a curated record
UGGCGCCCCCGCCCCCGCUGUCAGUGGCCGCGCGACUGCGCGCUCCCUCCUCGAAGGCCGGCCGAGAGAGGGGCCGUGGAGGCUGCCCGAGCGGCCGCCGCCCUCCUGCCCCGGCCCCGGCCCCGGCCCCGAGCUCCACCAUGCUCCGCCGGAUCUUGCAGCGGACCCCAGGGAGAGUUGGCUCUCAAGGUUCUGAUUCUGAUUCAUCAGCAACACCUGGAAAUGCCUUGGAUGUCAACAGUGAAGGCUCUUCAGAGGGCUUCAUAUGUCCGCAGUGUAUGAAAUCUCAUGGAUCUGCUGAAGAGCUUUUCAAACAUUAUCAGGCAGUUCAUGACUCUGGUAAUGAACCAAGUCAUGGAGGAGAGGCUCUAAAACGAGAAGAUGUGAUACUACUUCGACAAGAGGUCCAAGACUUACAGGCUUCACUGAAGGAAGAAAAAUGGUACUCAGAAGAGUUGAAGAAAGAAUUAGAAAAAUUACAAGGGCAGCGGCAGCAAGAAUUCAAACCUGAUGGAUUGGCAGCAGAUUCUUCAGCAGAACUCCAGUCACUGGAACAACAAUUAGAUGAAGCCCAAACUGAAAACUUUAAUAUUAAACAAAUGAAAGACUUAUUUGAGCAGAAAGCAGCCCAGCUUGCUACAGAAGUUGCAGAUAUAAAGUCAAAAUAUGAUGAAGAAAAAGGGCUUCGAGAAGCUGCUGAACAGAAGGUGACAAGCUUGACAGAAGAGCUAAAGAAAGAGACGACUGUAAUUCAAGAUCUAAAGACUGAAUUGCUUCAAAGACCUGGUAUAGAAGAUGUUGCCGUAUUGAAGAAGGAGCUGGUUCAGGUUCAGACCUUAAUGGACAACAUGACUUUGGAGCGUGAGAAAGAGUCGGAGAAACUCAAAGAGGAGUGUAGAAAGCUACAAGCUGAUUGUGCUAACUCAGAGGUCACAAUAAGCCAGUUAAGAAGUGAACUUUCUAAAGGCCCCCAGGAAGUUGCCGUGUAUGUACAGGAGCUGCAGAAACUACAAAGUUCAGUUAACGAAUUAACUCAAAAAAAUCAGAAUUUGACCGAAAAGUUAUUGAAGAAAGAACAAGAUUACACUCAAUUAGAGGAGAAACAAAAUGAAGAGCAUGUUUGUAAAAAGAAUAUUCAAGCAAACCUUCAUCAGAAAGAACUUGAUUGUCAACAGCUUCAAUCAAAAUUAUCUUCAUCGGAAGCUUCACUGCAGAGGUUACAGGGAGAGCUUGUGGAAAAGGGGGAGGCGAGCCAGAAACUCAAGGAGGAAUUGUCAGAAAUCGAGAGCAAGUAUCAGCAUCUCAAGGUGGAGUUCAAACAACUCCAGCAGCAAAGAGAGGAGAAAGAGCAGCAUGGUUUUCAGCUUCAAAGUGAGAUUAAUCAAUUACACAGCAAACUUUUGGAGACGGAACGGCAGCUAGGUGAGGCCCAUGGCAGGCUUAAAGAACAGAGACAGCUCUCGAGUGAAAAAUUGAUGGAUAAAGAACAACAAGUGGCUGAUCUACAGUUAAAGCUUUCUCGUUUGGAAGAACAGUUGAAGGAAAAAGUAACCAAUUCCACUGAACUGCAGCAUCAGUUAGAUAAAACAAGGCAGCAGCAUCAAGAUCAGCAGGCCCUGCAGCAGAGCACAACAGCCAAGCUUCGGGAAGCCCAGAAUGAUUUGGAACAAGUAUUGCGUCAAAUUGGAGAUAAGGACCAAAAGAUCCAAAAUCUUGAAGCCUUGCUACAGAAGAGUAAGGAGAACAUUACAUUACUUGAAAAAGAGAGAGAAGAUCUUUAUGCAAAAAUUCAAGCUGGUGAGGGAGAGACUGCUGUUCUUAACCAAUUACAAGAGAAAAACCAUACAUUACAAGAGCAGGUAACUCAACUCACGGAGAAGCUGAAAAAUCAAUCGGAAAGCCACAAACAGGCUCAGGAGAAUUUGCAUGAGCAGGUGCAGGAGCAAAAGGCACACCUACGAGCCGCACAGGACCGAGUUCUUGCCCUAGAAGCCAACAUUAGUGAAGUGAACAGUCAGCUAAAUGAGAGUAAGGAGAAGGUCUCCCAACUUGACUUACAGAUUAAAGCAAAAACUGAAUUAUUGCUUUCUGCUGAAGCAGCGAAAACUGCUCAAAGAGCAGAUCUUCAGAAUCACUUGGACACAGCUCAGAAUGCAUUGCAAGACAAGCAACAGGAGUUCAAUAAAAUCAGCAAUCAGUUGGAUGAAGUAACUGCCCAGCUCCAUGAUAAGCAAGAGCACUGCACUCAGCUGGAAGCCUUCAUUAAGGAAUUCAAAGAGAAGCAGCUGUCUUAUGAACAGAGAGCUGAAGAACUAGAGGGACAAGUAAAGAAACUGGAGGCUGAUAUUCUUGAAGCUAAAGCAAGUAAGGAACAGAUUUUACAUGAUCUACAAGAGCAAAGGCAACAGAAUGCUGAGCUAAAUCUCCGAGCUGCAGAGCUGAGUCAACAGCUGGAAGCUGAGAGAGAAGUCGUCUCUAAUGCCCAUUUGGAUCUACGGAAAAAAUCUGAUGCCCUUGAACAUGCAACACAGGUGCUUUCCAAACAUGAGAAAGAAAAAACUGACCUUAAGCAAGAGCUUCAGAAAUUACAUCAAGAUGCAGAGAGUCAACGUAAGGAAUUGGAUGGCAAGAUGCAAGCAGCAGUGACAGAUUUACAGCAAGUGAAGGUGGAGAGAGACCGUCUAGUAAAGGAACUUUCUACAACCAAAGACAAAUUAGCGAAAACCUCAGAGUCUUUGAAAGACUCAAAGAAUGAAUUAGAAAAGGAAAAGCAGAGUGGAAAAACAGCUUCAGCAGAAUUGGAAAAAAUUUGCAAGGAACUGAAACAUCAAGUACAGACUGAAUGUGCCAUUAAGGAAAAGAAGGAAUCGAAGAAGUUACUUGAAAAGGAGAAGGAGGCUACUCAGCAGUUGAAGUUGCACCCCAGUUCUGCAAAGGAACAAGUCUUACAUGUCCAGAAUGAUUCAAAAGAGAAGGAAAAAGAGGAACAGCAACUUCAUGGGAAACUAAAUUCACUAAAGCAGUUACUUGAGCAGAGGAAGAAGCAGACUGAAGACCUUCAAGAAGAAAUAAAAACUACACUUUCCCAGAAGACAGAGCUUGAGAAUAAACUACAGCAGCAGAUAAUGCUGUCAUCCCAGGACCUUGCAGCCGAGAGAGACAAACUUUCAGUGUUACAGAACACUUAUGAAAAGAGUCAGGAAAACCUUAAACAGCUUCAGUCUGACUUCUACGGGAAAGAAUCUGAGCUGCUGGCAACAAGACAGGAUCUCAAGUCUGUAGAAGAAAAGCUGUCUCUGGCUCAGGAGGACUUGAUUUCAAACCGAAACCAACUUGGAAACCAGAAUAAAAUGAUUCAAGAACUUAAGACUGCCAAGGCCUCUUUGGAGCAAGACGUGUCCAGAAAAGAGCAGCAGUUGCAAGAGCAGAGCAAAACACUACAGUCUAUGCAAAAAGACAAGUCACUGAAAGAAAAAGAACUAGCUAAUGAAAAGUCCAAACUGAUGGAACUACAAGAAGUUAAGGGUAGGCAGGAAAAAGAAAUUUCCAAAUUGAGUGAAGAACUUGGGUCCUGCAAACAAGAAAGCCUGAAGGAAAUAACAAAUCUAAAGGAUGCCAAGCAGUUAUUGAUUCAGCAGAAACUGGACCUUCAGGGCAAAUUAGAUGCCCUGGAGUCAGCUCUUGAACAGGAAAAGAAGAACCAACAAGAAGUGAAAGAUCAGUUGAAAAAGACUGAAGAUGAUCUGAAGAAAGAAUUCACUGAGAAGGAAGCCAAAUUGCAUGCAGAAAUAAAAGAAAAGGAAGAGAAAAUUAGGAAACAUGAAGAGAAUGAGACAAGGCUUGCCAUGCAAGUGACAGCUUUGAAUGAGAAUUUGGGCACAGUAAAGAAAGAAUGGCAGGCCAGCCAACGGAGAGUUAGUGAACUAGAGAAGCAGAUAGAUGACUUACGGGGCGAAAUUGCAGUAUUGGAAGCAACUAUCCAAAAUAAUCAAGAUGAAAGGAGAGCAUUGUUGGAAAGGUGUCUCAAAAGUGAGGGGGAAAUAGAGAAGCUUCAAGCCAAAGUACUAGAAUUGCAGAGAAAACUGGACAAUACAACUGCAGCGGUGCAGGAAUUAGGCCGAGAAAACCAGUCGUUACAGAUCAAACAUACACAAGCUUUAAAUAGAAAAUGGGCUGAAGAUAAUGAGGUACAGAACUGCAUGGCCUGUGGGAAAGGCUUUUCAGUCACAGUGAGACGGCAUCAUUGUAGACAGUGUGGAAAUAUCUUUUGUGCUGAAUGUUCAGCCAAAAAUGCCUUAACUCCUUCUUCGAAGAAGCCUGUUCGUGUCUGUGAUGCGUGUUUCAAUGACUUACAAGGAUAACUAGUUAUCAUGUUCAUCAAACAAGAUUACACUAAUGUUAGAGUUUUAAUAAAUGCACUUCCUAGAGUACUUGGACUACUCUUUGAUUUGGACAGUGGUUGUAAUACUUGGCAAAAUUGGUAUAUUUUGAAAUGUUUAUUAAUAUCAAGUAAAACUCUUCUAUUUUUGUGAGACUUGGGCUCAUCACCUGUUGCUUUCUUUCCACUUACCCUGAAAACAGCUUUCAUGCCUAGUUUAGAAUUAUCUAGUUAAAUGUAAAUAAAUUUUGAACAGAGAAUAUCAAUGUAUUUUUUUAAAACAUAAUUUCAUUGCUCACAAACAUUUAUGUAAUCUCACAGCUUCUUUUCUACUUUCUCCAAAAGCUAAUUUACAGAAAUGUACAAGGAUUCAAUAUAGCAAAUGUUUGUUUUUGUUGCACGUUAACAUCCUCCUGUGUUUGUAGGCAUUAAACGUCUUCUCUACAAAAUCAUGCACAGCACCAUAAAACUUGCCAACACCCUUUUACUCUUGUAUCAUUUGUACCAUAGCCCAGUUGCACCAUUUUGAUGUUGUAAGAAUGUUGCUUGGGUAUUUUAAAUACACUGUAUGUUAAGAAAAUUCUUUGCCACAAAUUCAAGGCUGGUUUUUGUUUUAUCCUGAUUCACUUCUAUUAUGCUCAUUUCAUAGACUUCUGUGAAACCAAUUGCUUAUUUUGUAAUAGUUUGUGUCCUUGGGGAAAUAUUUGAAAAGUUGAGUAUUUUUUUUUGUCUAAAACAUAUUUUUGUCUCUUUUUCCUCUUUGUAUUUCUUAGCUCUUCUUCUCCCCUAUCUGCCCUCUCCCUAAAUAAGAAUCUCACAAUCAUCUGUCACUAAUUGUUGAAGAGAAUAUAUGAUAUUUUCAUACUACAUUGCGUUUACUUUCACUUUGGUCUUCUGAGAAUAGCCACUUCAUGUAACUUUGCCCUUGUUAUGUUUCCCUUAAGGAAUAGGAAAUUCUCGAUUCUUUAAUGGUUCAGCUUUUCUAAAAAUAUAUUAUUUCAUAUAAUCACCCAAAACUAUAAAUUAGGCAUAUGUCUAACUGAUUCGUGACUUUGCAUCUUAAAACUGGUAAUUGAUAUUGUUAGCCUAUUUAUUGAAAAAUAAGUCAACUGAUUAAGUGGUAAGGAAAUUUUCAAUUAUUUCCUAUUUUCUUCAUGUGAAUUAGUGGAAAAUUUUGGAAGUGACAAAAUACCAACAAAUUUGGAUCCAGAAUUUAGUUCUCCAAUUGAUCCGAGAAAUCUUUUAUGCUUUAUGGCUAUCUUGGAGAGAGAUAUUAUUGCCCCGAAUAAGUACUUCAGAAAGUCCCAAAAUUUAUAACCCGAGCUGAAAUAGGAAGCAGCAGAGGGUAUAGUGGAGAGGAUGCUCAGCUGCCGUAGAUACUGGGGUUCGAGCUCAGCUCAGCCCCUGGACGGUCUACUAGGUGAGCUCACGCAAGUUAUUUAGCCUCUCUGGGCUUCUGUGACUUUACCAGUAAAAUAAAAAGGAGGAACUAGAUGAUCUUGCUGAUUUUAAGAUUGAUCCAUGCCUAGAAGAAGUACUUUGGAGACUGACAAUGGACAAUUUAUUAUAUUAUUUUAAUGAGUUUGGAAAUUAUGGAAUUUCCAAAGUAAGUUGAAGUUAGCCUCAGUUACUGACAUUUUCUAGAAAAGGAAAUGAGCACAGUGGGUGGAGUGCCAGACUUGAAACCAUAAAGACCUGAGUUCAGAUUUCACCCCGACAUUUAGUGGCUGUGUGACCCUGGGCAAAUCACCCUCUUGUGGCUGCGGUUUCUCAUAAAAUGAGGGGCUUAGACUCAGUGGUUUCUAAGGUCCCUUCCAGCUCUAAAUCUAUGAACCUAUAAUAUGUAGCAAUCAGAAAAAAGGUAAAUUAUUGAUAACUAGGAUGAGUUAGAACUAAGCAGUUUUUCUUUUGUGGUCAAUAUUUUCUAGGAUUGUUUUCAAAUAUCAUGCCAUCAAUGAUGUUACAUAUAUCUGAAGUAUACACUAUAAAGGAGUCUAUUUUUGUGCAGUUGUUACUGGAAUCAUGCAUGUAAAUCCUUUGGUCAGUAGUACUUAAAUAUAUUGAAUAAGCCCCUGAAAAGGAGACAAGCAUAAGCACUUGGGCAGGGAUGACAAAAUGAAUUGCUUAUCGUGAAAGAGAGAUUGAUUAGAGAACUGUGUACUCUGAAGAGUUAAAAUUAUAACAGACCCUUUUUAUUUUGAAAAUUUCCCAGAUAGUUUUACUUUGGAUCUCUAUGACCAAUACACACAGUGACGUUGGUUUAUAGUGUUUAAGGCAAACGGAAGCACACAGUAUCUCUGUUAGCAUAGUUUUUAGAACAAUAAAUAUCAUGAAAAUUCCUCAGGAUUAGAUUCUUGGUUUCCUUCCUCCCUUGCUGUGGGAUGCACUGAAUCUCUCUUCCCUCUUCACAGGAAAAGUCAUAUGGAGACUAUUAAAGAAAUACUGUUAUGUCUUUAAUCUGACUGCUUUUCUCGUUUCCAUCAAUGUCCUAAGAUCCUCCGUGCUUUCUCCGAGCUAGUGAUGCUGAAGUUGUUACCACUGCCACAUAGCUUUCUGUUCUUAAUUCAUGAACCUAAGUUGUUUUGGAAACAAAAGGACAUUUUCCCUUUAAAAAAAAUGAAAAUAUGUUCCUAGGCUGCAUAUUUCAAAUGCGGCUGCUAGGCUCCAUUCUUGUGUCUGUGAGUUAGAACUGGCAGGUCCAGAUCUGUGACUUGGCCCUAAUGCAAAGCAGGCUGGAAAAUUUCAAAUCCAGACACAGAAGAGAUAUUAAAAAAAAAAAAA